Molecule: messenger RNA, 1322 nt
Organism: Daldinia decipiens
Lineage: Eukaryota; Fungi; Ascomycota; Sordariomycetes; Xylariales; Hypoxylaceae
Product: OSCP-domain-containing protein
Exons: 3
Coding region: 266-949 (227 amino acids)
Biological process (GO): proton motive force-driven mitochondrial ATP synthesis
Cellular component (GO): membrane
Molecular function (GO): proton-transporting ATP synthase activity, rotational mechanism
Source: RefSeq, a predicted model, not a curated record
AACCUACCUAACCUAGGUACCUAACAUAGUACAUAUGAGCCACUUUUGUGUUCUGUGGCUUUGUGGCUUCUCCUCACAACUUUCAACAUUCAACUUUUUCCAAUACCCGCCAGACUGCCAGGACGUUCAAGACCCACUUUAGGUCGGUUGGCCCGCUAAAACCCCGGGAUCGAUUUCUUGCAAACGUCUUUGAAGCCGAGCUUUGAGAAUCGAGACAUCACCCAUCCUUUUAUACUCCGUACUAAUCCUCCACAUCCACGCCGUCAUGUUCGCCCGACAGGCAUUCCGCUCAGUCCGAGCUGCGGCCCCUCAGCGGUCCCUCGCCCGCGCCCCCAUUCGCUCUUAUGCCGCCGCCCCUGCCACCCAGGACGUCAAGCCUCCCGUUGCCGUCUAUGGCCUCGAUGGUACCUAUGCUACUGCCCUGUACACUGCCGCCGUCAAGUCCUCGUCCCUCGAUCCUACCGCGAAGGCUCUGAGCGCCCUCGGUGACCUCCUUGCCAGGGAUCCCAAGCUUGCCACCAUCUUGACUACCCCCACGCUUUCAGACCGCGACAAGAGCGCCAUCGUUGCGGAGCUGCAGAAGAACCUCGGUGCCGCGAGCUCGAACGAGACCGUCAAGAAUUUCCUCGCUACCCUGGCCGAGAACAACCGUCUGGGAAUACUCCCCGGCGUCUCCGAGAAGUUUGGCCAGAUCAUGAGCGCGUCCCGAGGCGAGAUCGAGCUGGUUGUUACCAGCGCCCAGCAAUUGGACAACAAGACUCUAAACCGUAUCGAAACCGCCAUCUCCAAGUCUCAAUACGUCGGACAGGGCAAGAAGCUGAAGGUCACCAACCAGGUCAACCCGGAGAUUCUUGGUGGUCUCGUCGUGGAGAUUGGAGACAGGACAAUUGAUCUCUCGGUCUCGGCCAAGAUUGCCAAGCUGAACAAGCUCCUAACUGACACUUUGUAAAACAACCUUCCCUUUGUCUUGUGCGAGCAUGGCAGCUGCUUUGGAGAGGCGCUUGCGACUAGAAGGCUGGUUUCUCCGUCGAGAUGCCAUUGUGUAUAGGCUCGUAGAAUAGAGGAAGCAUUCGUCCCCCAAUAUCAUUUGCCUGCUUAUGAGACUAAUAAUUGAUGGGCCUUACGUCUAAAAGAUUCUGACUGGUUUGGCAUUUAUCAUAAACCUCUUUUAUAAAGACUCUUGUUUUCCAAGCUAUCCUCGUAUCUGAGUUGUAAGAUGUCAGACCAGGCAGUCAAUAAUAUUUAAAACUACCACCCAAGAUAUGCUUCCUUCCAUAUAAGGCUCAGUUAGAUGGUUAAUUAAGUCGCAUGCUUGACUAGAU